AUGCAGUUUCAGAAAGCCGUACUUCAAAGCACUCAAGUGCCUCCAGCAUCGCUUACACGAAAUGAUAUCGCAGCGGAAAUCCCAGGUCUUUUGCCGCUCUACGACGAAUUCCCGGACAUUGUAUACACCAAGGCCGACCCUGUUUAUGAGACAAUAAGUCCUGCAUUCAAGACAUCAACGACGACUAAACCACUAGCGGUAGUUCGUCCUCUAAAUGAAAGCCAUGUCCAGGCCACUGUUAAAGCAGCCCGCGCAGCUGGAUUACCUCUGGGAAUUCGCUCUGGAGGAUUAGAAAUGGCGGGAAGAAACUACAAGGGAACUGACAAAGGCAUUUUAUUGGAUCUUCGCAGCCUAUGCUCCAUCAAUGUGUCCGAUGACAAGACAUCUGCGACUAUUGGUGGAGGCACUAUAGCAGUUGAUCUGGCCGUUUCUCUGUCAAAGCAGGGUAUCUUUACACCUAUUGGAUGGCAUCCAAGGCUCGGUUACGCAGGAUGGGCGAUGGCAGGAGGUUAUGGUCUUUAUUCUUCGCCAUACGGCCUUGGUGUCGAUAAUAUCCUCGGCGCUCGUCCUGUUCUUGCUGACGGGUCUGUGGUUGACGUUGAUGAUAAAAAUCACCCAGAUCUGUUCUGGGCGCUUCGAGGAGCUGGAAACGGCAUAUGGGGUGUUGUGACACAACUCACGAUUAAAGUCUAUCCACCACCAAAUCUUUUGAUCGGCACUUUAAAGAUUCUUAAGAAAGAUUGGCUGGCAGCAUUGGACGAAUGGGCAAACAACAUCGAGCCUAAUCUCCCCGACGAGUUUGGAGGAGAAGUUUACUUUAGGAAUCCCGUAUUGGAUAGUCCUGAGAUGAUCAUCUUCUUUGCCUGGUGCGCGAAAGAAGGCGAGGAUAUACAAAAAGGCUGGGACUAUUUCGAAAAGAUCAAAUCACUGCCAGGUGCAGAGGUUCAACGCAUUGCAGAAUGUGAGUUUCGCGGCAUAUCAUUGUUUUGCAGGAUAUACGAUGAACGCAGGCGAUUGCUAACAAAUGAGCGUCUAGCUGACUUUGCUACCCAUCUUACAUCGGAACCGAGUGCGCAGCCAGUAUCUUACCAGGUCCGUGGAGUUAUUGCAAAAGGCCUGACCAGCAACAUCGCUUCGGUCUUAAACCGCCAGUGGACCAACCCCAAGAUAUACUCCGGAAUCCCUUGUCACUGCGCACACGGAAAUGCCAUCAAACCGGAUCCGAGCGCCUGCUUCCCCCUGCGAUAUCGUCACAGGCUGUUCCCUCUUAAUUCUCGCCACUCAGAAUUGAUGGGAACAGAAGAAGGGGAAUCGCUUGUGGCUGAAUUGUCUGCUCGUCUGAUUGAUGGGAUCAAGGCUACGGGCGAUGCAUAUGUUGGAGCUUCUUAUCAGAACUUAAUUCCUCCUGUUGACACUGACUUGGAGGUCACCUUUGGCAAAGAGACUCUGGAAAGACUCAAAACGGUGAAGAGGAAAUACGAUCCGGACAAUUUCUUUUCAAGAGGAUAUCCUGCUUUGGAUGUUUAA
Molecule: messenger RNA, 1527 nt
Organism: Trichoderma harzianum CBS 226.95
Lineage: Eukaryota; Fungi; Ascomycota; Sordariomycetes; Hypocreales; Hypocreaceae
Exons: 1
Coding region: 1-1527 (508 amino acids)
Molecular function (GO): FAD binding; oxidoreductase activity
Source: RefSeq, a predicted model, not a curated record